AUGGCACUGCUUUGCCUGUGUGUGUGUAUGUGUGCCCUACUUGGCACUUCCCGAGGACUGCCACCCCAGCACCUAGGGUGGCUGCGGCUGUGGGAGGAGGGUGAGGGCUGCAGGGAGUGCGACCAGCACCUCUGCCCCCCAGUGCCUGCAGGCUGCCCCGCAGGCAGGUUGCAGGACGACUGUGGGUGCUGUGAGCAGUGUGCCAAUGCAGAGGGGCAGCAGUGUGACCCGGACGAGGCUCAGAAGUUCUAUGGCCGCUGUGGAGAGGGCCUCGUCUGCCAGAGGAAAACACCAGAAAGAGAACACAGGGCUGAGCCAGAGCCGACAUGUGUGUGCCGGGAUAAGGGAUCUGUGUGUGGCUCCGAUGGGUGGACCUAUCCAAAUAUUUGCCAGAUGAGAGAAGCUGCCAGUCGCCAAAACUCAAGCCUGAAGCUCACUGGGAGAGGACCCUGCUUCUCUGCUCCUCGUAUCCUUCAAGGCCCCAGAAACAUGUCUGCCUACACUGGGGGGGACGUUGUGUUGGGCUGUGAGGUCUCAGCCUUCCCUCUUCCAAACCUGAGCUGGAAGAAGACGGGGAGCGACAACUUCCUGCCAGGGGAUGAUCCUCACAUCUCUGUCCAGACACGAGGAGGCCCCCAGCGCUACGCCGUCUCCACCUGGCUGCAGAUACAGGGCCUCCACCUCUCUGAUGCAGGGGUCUAUUCAUGCGUCUCCCACAAUGCCUUGGGAGAAAGGUCUGCCUCGGCACAGCUCUCCGUGUUGAGACGGGGGGCGAAGGUGACGCAGGGCCAUGUGGAGGCAGAGGAUGGAUACGUGGACUAUCUGGAGGGAGGCAGUGGUGAUGGACAGUUGAUAUCUGGAGAUUAG
Molecule: messenger RNA, 867 nt
Organism: Pleuronectes platessa (European plaice)
Lineage: Eukaryota; Metazoa; Chordata; Actinopteri; Pleuronectiformes; Pleuronectidae
Product: kazal-type serine protease inhibitor domain-containing protein 1
Exons: 4
Coding region: 1-867 (288 amino acids)
Biological process (GO): regulation of cell growth; regulation of signal transduction
Cellular component (GO): extracellular region
Molecular function (GO): insulin-like growth factor binding
Source: RefSeq, a predicted model, not a curated record